This is a messenger RNA of Sabethes cyaneus, 1308 nucleotides long. RefSeq names its product protein Wnt-6 (gene Wnt6). The transcript has 4 exons. NCBI's taxonomy places the organism in Eukaryota, Metazoa, Arthropoda, Insecta, Diptera, Culicidae. Gene Ontology annotation, molecular function: frizzled binding; cytokine activity. The coding region runs from base 1 to 1308 and encodes 435 amino acids. The record is from RefSeq and is a predicted model, not a curated record. Gene Ontology annotation, cellular component: extracellular region. Gene Ontology annotation, biological process: canonical Wnt signaling pathway; cell fate commitment; neuron differentiation.
AUGCGUUUUGUGCUGAUUGCAAUUUAUUUGAUAUUAAUUAUGCCCAUCACCGGAUCAUGGUGGGCUGAAGGCAGCAACAUUCUACUGGAUCCGGCGCAGGUAUGCGAAAAUAGAAACAAGAAAACCAAGCGCCUUUCCGGAAAGUUGGCCGACAUCUGCAAAAAUGACACUUCUCUGAUGCGGGAAAUCAAACGUGGCAUCAAUCUGGGCUUUCGGGAGUGCGAAAACCAAUUCCGCAACAACAUGUGGAACUGCUCGUGGACAAUCAAGCGCAGCAUGCGGAGGAUAUUGACCAGGGAUACUCGCGAGACAGCGUUCGUGCAUGCUAUCACAGCCGCCGGAAUUACUUAUGCCGUUACGAAAGCCUGUACGAUGGGCGAUCUGGUGGAAUGCUCCUGUCAGAACCACGUAAAGAAAAACGUUCAAAGUUACCCCACUGGAACCACCGAGGGGGCGCUGGGUUCGCACGUUCUGAGUGGACCGGACGGGCCUGGUUCGGUUGCCGUCUAUGGAGUUGCAAAUAGAAACAGUGGACGAAAGUCGAAAAACGACCGAAAAAUCAAUACACGCAACACCAUGCUGAUCACGUCCUAUCGCAAUGCCAAUAGCAAUUUCAAUAACUACAAUAGCCUUUCGUCAGCGCCGGCUGUCGCAAAAAAGGAUAUGGUUAAGCCAGUUCAAAAACCGGUUGGCUCCAGCCAGGACGGCAGCUGGGAGUGGGGAGGCUGUGACGAUAAUGUAAAUUUUGGUUUUAGAAAAUCGAAAGAUUUCCUGGAUGCUCGAUUACGCAAGAAAAGUGACAUUCGAACGUUAGUCAAACUACACAAUAAUAACGCGGGACGAUUGGCCGUUAAGCAGUUUAUGCGAAUGGAGUGCAAGUGCCACGGUCUGUCCGGAUCUUGUACCAUGCGAACCUGCUGGAUGAAGAUGCCACCCUUCACCGAGGUGGGAGUUCGCCUGAAGGAACACUUUGACGGUGCCACGAAGGUGAUUGCACGAAAUGACGGCCAUAGCUUCAUGCCGGAUGAUCCGUCGAUCAAGUUGCCCACCAAGCGGGAUCUGGUGUACACGGAAGAUUCGGACGAUUUCUGCGAACCGAAUCCGAAGACCGGCUCGCUGGGGACACACGGGCGGGAGUGCAACAUUACAUCCAACGGGGUGGACGGUUGCAAUUUGAUGUGCUGUGAGCGGGGCCAUUCGAGCAAACAGGUAGAGGUCAAGCGGAACUGCAAGUGCAGCUUCAAGUGGUGCUGCGAGGUUACCUGCAGUACCUGUAUCGAUGUGAAGGAAGUCUACACCUGUAAAUAA